This is a messenger RNA of Cylas formicarius (sweet potato weevil), 2061 nucleotides long. It is a transcript of the gene Spec2, whose product is annotated as CDC42 small effector protein homolog. The transcript is spliced from 4 exons. Bases 160 to 399 code for a protein of 79 amino acids. Lineage: Eukaryota; Metazoa; Arthropoda; Insecta; Coleoptera; Brentidae. Gene Ontology annotation, biological process: regulation of Rho protein signal transduction. Gene Ontology annotation, molecular function: small GTPase binding. Gene Ontology annotation, cellular component: plasma membrane. The record is from RefSeq and is a predicted model, not a curated record.
AUAUUCUGUGGUUAGAUUUGACUGUGUUAACCUUGGAUGGGAAAAAGAGGUUGUGUUUUGUAUGUUUCAUAUUUUGGGCAUUAUUAUUUUUUUAAUUAAAUGUGCAAAUAACGGUGAAUAUUUAAUUUAAUUUCACCGCUAAGUCAAGAUAUAAUUAAGAUGGCUGCCGUAGGUGACUUGUGGGUAUCUUGGUUUAGCUGUUGUGUUGCUCAACCACAAAAAAGGAGACACCGAAUUGAUAGGUCUAUGAUAGGCAACCCUACAAAUUUUCAACAUACGGGACACAUAGGGAGUAGGGAUGUAGAAAUGCCUGGAGAUCAACUUAUGGCCCUUCAGAACCAGAUGAAAAGUAAAGGUGGCUAUGACCCUACCUAUAAAGAAGCCCAAUGGUGUCCAUAAGGUGCACAGAAGUUUCUUACGUGCAUAAAUGUAUUUAUUUCAAUUUUUUGGUAUUAUCCAAUUACAGAAUGUUUGUUGUAGCUUUGUAUAUAGUAGUUAUAUCAUAAUAAGAACAUUUCCUAUUGGUUUUUAUUGUAACCAUUUCUUUGUUUUACUUUGUGAAUUUUGACACUAUACUUGCAGCUCUUUUGUUGAUACAUAUUUAUAUAAUUUUAAUGAUGCCCAUUGAUACUAUUUUCAGAUGUUUUUGGCAAAUUCUAAAUAACAUGUUUGUUUGCAAAAGUAUUUUGAAUGAUGUCAGAUUUGUUGUAACACUGACUGCCAUGUAUCAAUUGAUGCUUCUUACAGACCCAUAACAAAAAGAUUACUCAAUGUUGGUUGCAUUCAGGAUUUUUGUGAUUUAAAAACACUUAUGAUUAACUUUUUAUUUUCUACUAGUGAAACAAGUUCCUGUAUAGGUUUAAUUUGCAACCGUUGGUAUAAAUUACUGAUUUAAUUUGUUUGCUCAACUUAAUGUAGUAAUUUACUAAGCGCAUUGUAAUCUCACUGAUCCUUGUUAAUUCAAAAAGUUAAUAGGGUGGACAAAAAUCUGAUAUUUGUUGAUAUCUAUAACGGAUAUUAAGAAGAAAUUUUUUUUUUUAAGGAAAAAGUAUUGGUCUAAAAUUUUGUAAUUAUUGAUGUAAUGAAUUUUUUUUUCUGAUCAGUUCUUUGAAUUUCACAGUUUAAGGGAAAAAAUUCUUGUAGCAGUGUUUUAUAAAUUAAACUUCAAUUUCAGUAAUACAUCACUUUACCUUUGUUGGUACAUUUUGCACCAGGCCCCUAUUUACUGUAGCAUAUAUUUAGAAAAUUAUGUAAAUAGUAUAAUGUAUAUAUUGGUGGAGAUUUGUUUGAUAAACAUGGUUUCACAUUGUUAAUUAUAAUUAUCAAACAUCCUUCCCUUAGCAAUUGAUUGGUGCUCUGUAGUUCACUAGAUUGUUUGACAUUUGCACACCUUCAUAGUGCCAAAAACUUUAUUUAUACAGUAUACAUAUAUAUUUUUUAAAGUUACCUACAGACUUACAAUAGUAAAAAUGAAAAAUAUAUAGCUAACAGAUAAUAAGACAAGACAUGCUGCGAGGCUAUCUGGGUGGCAUGACUGUUUAAGGUGUGUGUCUAUGAAAAUGCGUACUAUUGCAAAUUCUUUAGGUAACUUACUGUAUUUCUAUUGUAUUCUAUAUUACAGAUAUGUAUUUAUUACUAAACUAAACAACAAAAAACCAUUUAGUUUUUUUUUAGAAAAUUCAUUUGACAUUUAAUGAAUUUGUUUCAUUGGAUCUUAUUAUAAUACAAUUUCCCAUUUGAAAAAUUGGCAUAAAUUACAAAACAGGUUUUCCAUUGCACAAUCCUCUGUAGGAUAAAAUUCUGUAGUAUUUGUGAUAUUAUGAAACAAAAAGUGUACACUUUGGUCGCACAAUUAAUUUAUUAUACCCUUGUAAUAAUUAUAUCCAAAUUUAAAGUGUAAUUGUUAGUUAUUGAUCAGACUGGUACAUCUAGGUGAUAAGAAUUUUUGCACGAUUGUAAAAGCACAAAAUAGAUUUAAGAUUUAAGCAAUGCAAUAAAAAAAUACACUUAAAUUUUAUAUGUCCCCUUCAAAAUAGGCAAUUAUAUUUAAUUUUUUUUUUC